AUGGGCAUCAUUCGACGGAGAAGCAGGCGGGCCAGGCUCACGUUGCGAGUGCAUGCGAUCCAGGCUCAUGACGUUACAAUGCAAAACUCGGGAUGCAAUCCCGUCUGCCUGGUGACCAGCAAUGGCGUCUUCAGCCGAACGGCGAAGCUGAAAAACACAACUUCGCCGCACUGGGAUCAAAUGCUCAAACUGAAGCUACCUGAGCGGCCUACGUCGGAGUAUCUGCGGGUUGUGGUGUAUGACGCGCUGGCCAGCACGGUGGACGAGAGCGCCGUGGACGAGUUCCACACGCGUAGCGCUGGGCUCAACGACCUGGACAGUUCAGCCAAGUACCUCUACCUGGGUGAAACUCAGCUAUCCCUGCGGGACCUUUUCCGCCGCAAGGACCAACCCACUAGCUAUAAGUUCUCUAGGGAUGCGGCUUGGUACCCUCUGUACAACAAAAACGCGCUCAGAUUCGAACAUACGGAUAUGCAGAACGCACCGGCCGCGAUGGCCGUAGGGGAAAUCCAGUUGGCUCUGUCGCUGUCCUGUACGAAAGGCCAGAGUCUCUUCAAAGCAUUCAACAGCUGGCAGAGUGCGUUCUCUGAGCCUCGCAGCUCCAGCAGCAUGAGUUCCUCUAUCUCUGCGGCGGCCAAAAGCGGCUCUGACGGACCGUCGAGUUCAGCUGCUGGCAGCGGCAUAUUCGAUGAUUUCGAUGAGGAAACAAACUUCGACCUCAUAACCCAGGACCCGUCGAUGGACGAACUGGAACCGACUGAAAACGACUUAGAGGGCUUGCAGUUUAUCUACAGUAAGUUGGAAGACGAAGACGGCGUCGAGGACAUCAGCUCGUCGUCCGACGAGCUGGAACCUGGUGCGCAGUUGAAUUUCACCAAAGUGGCUACCGCACUUGACGAAUAUGAUGUCGCGAUUUCAAGAUCUGACUUUGACCCCUCCUCUGGUAACUCCCGGGUGAGCACGCCACCAUUGAUUUCCGAGGACGAUUUGAUUGACGAGGACAACGCUAGCUCCAGCGACAGCAAAGAGAGCAGAUACGUGCGCAUGAUACAAACUCGAAAACGGAGGCCUCGCCGCCCUCGUAAAGGCAACGCGAGUGCCAAGUUCGAACUAUCGAAACGAGGUCAUGCUGCUGGCGUUGCAUACGUUGACAUCGAUAGCAUAAAUGAUCUCCCGACGCUUAAGAACAAGUUCUCGAAGAAGUAUAUGAUGGAUCCUUUUAUAAUCAUAACGUUCGGGCGCAGGGUUUUCAAAACUUCUUGGAGGAAGCACUCGCUCAACCCAGUUUAUAAUGAACGUCUGGCGUUUGAGGUAUACGAGAAUGAAAUGAAUUUCAGCUUGCAUUUUCGCAUCAUUGAUAAGGAUAACUUCUCGUACCAUAACAACGUUGCCAAAGGCGAUGUUUCAUUAACAGAUCUCAUCAAUAGACAGCAAAAAAGCGAAGCGGGGGAAGAGUGGGUGGCCAUGCACAUUCCUUUACAGUUCAACAAAACAAUAGACUCCAGUAUCUCCCCACCAAUUCUGAACCUGAAAGCAAAAUUCGUCUCUUACACAGAUCUCAAAAAGCAUUUUUGGGAAAAAGCUCUGGAUCUAUUGACAAAGCAAGAAACAUUUGACGUGAUUGACAUCAAUCUGCUCAUGGAGAAACUUGGAUCCUUCUCAGAUGAAGAGAUCGAGGACUUUUUCUAUUUUUUUGGCAAGUCCCCUUGGGCGCAUGACAAGCUCAGUCGCGAUGAGGUUAUAAGCUAUUUGCAACAGUCAAAGAAUUCAUCUGGAUUUAAAAAGCUAAAGAAAUGCCCCUUGUGCUCCGGUUGGUGCAAGAGCACUAGAAAUGUUGUCAAAUCAAAACUUAUCCUCGAAAAUGAUCUGGUAACGCAUCUCUCGAUUUGUUCUUCGAACAGCGAAAAAAAGAAAAUGCUCAAAGCCUCCUACGUCUCGUCAGACUUUGCAUCCAAAAGAUGGUUUUCAAAGUUCUUAAUAAAACUAACGUAUGGAAAGUAUGCCCUUGGUUCUAAUAACGCCAAUAUAUUGGUCCAGGACAGAGACACGGGCAUCGUUCUCGAGGAAAAGAUUAGCGCACAUGUUAAAGUGGGCAUCCGAAUCAUUUAUAAUGCAAGGGGAACGGAGUCCAAAAAGUUCAAAACUCUUUUAAGGAACCUGUCCAUCAAACAAGGCCGAAAAUUUGAUAACCCCUCGUCUGUAAGGCAAAUUGAUUCGUUCAUCAGGUUUCAUUCACUUGACACUUCCGAGUGCGAGGAAACAGAGUACAAAACGUUCAACGAAUUCUUCUAUAGAAAAUUGAAGCCAGGAAGCAGGUCUCCCGAGGUUGAAAAUCCUGAAAUUCUGCUGUCGCCGGCAGAUUGCCGAUGCACUGUUUUUUCGAAUAUCAAGGCCUCCAAAGAAAUAUGGAUCAAAGGGAAAACUUUUACAAUAACUAAAUUGACUAACUCAUACCACCCCGAAAUCUACAAUGAUGCUUCUUGUAGCAUUGGUAUAUUCCGUUUGGCUCCGCAAGAUUACCACCGCUUUCAUUGUCCAUGCGAUGGUGUAAUUGGAAAGCCGCAAGAAAUAUCUGGCGAGUACUACACUGUCAAUCCAAUGGCGGUCCGCACUGAACUUGAUGUCUUCGGCGAGAACGUUCGUGUUGUUGUACCUAUUCAUUCCAAAGAAUUCGGCACCAUCUUAUACAUCGCAGUUGGUGCAAUGAUGGUAGGCUCGAUUAUCCUAACCUGUAAAGAAGGCGAGACUGUCGAAAGGGGGCAAGAGCUCGGUUACUUCAAGUUUGGGGGCUCUACUAUUUUGCUUGUUGUACCAUCCCAGAACGUAAUGUUUGAUACUGACUUGCUUAAUAACUCAAACGAAAGAAUAGAGACCUUAGUAAAGGUCGGUAUGAGUAUAGGGCACACGCCGGCAGUCAAAGAGCAUAAACGUGAAAAGCGCGUCCUUUAUAGCAAAGAAGAUAUUGACCGCAUUAAGAGAACUAUUUCGGUUUCGGACGAAACUGUCGAAAAGGCUGAUAAUGCUCCUUGGGAAUAUCAUAGCUUGAGAAAACUCGCUCCUCACCAUCACUCUGCUGAGACAACAGUUUCAUCAGAUCCCACUGAGACUGCUAGAGAGCUUGACCUGCUAAGUAUAUUUUCAGAUUGA
Messenger RNA from Lachancea thermotolerans CBS 6340, 3147 nucleotides. RefSeq names its product phosphatidylserine decarboxylase 2 (gene PSD2). The record is from RefSeq and is a predicted model, not a curated record. The transcript has a single exon. Bases 1 to 3147 code for a protein of 1048 amino acids. NCBI's taxonomy places the organism in Eukaryota, Fungi, Ascomycota, Saccharomycetes, Saccharomycetales, Saccharomycetaceae. Gene Ontology annotation, biological process: phospholipid biosynthetic process. Gene Ontology annotation, molecular function: phosphatidylserine decarboxylase activity.